Chiroxiphia lanceolata (lance-tailed manakin) is the source of this 3569-nucleotide messenger RNA. RefSeq names its product anti-Mullerian hormone (gene AMH). The record is from RefSeq and is a predicted model, not a curated record. Bases 148 to 2115 code for a protein of 655 amino acids. Lineage: Eukaryota; Metazoa; Chordata; Aves; Passeriformes; Pipridae. Gene Ontology annotation, molecular function: growth factor activity. Gene Ontology annotation, biological process: gonad development; Mullerian duct regression. The transcript has 5 exons.
UUGCAGCCUCCCCUCGGGCAGGACAGGCCCCGGGGCUCCCCCCCGGAGGUGUGUUGGGCCACUCAAGGCCACCCGUGGUUAAAAGGGAGAGUCCUCCCUCCCUGGGAGAGUUUGAGAUGCAGAGCUGGGAACAGCUGAGGUGGGACCAUGAGAGCUGCUCUCGGGGUGUUCCUGCUGUGCCUGGUGCUGCUCCCUCCCGUUGCAGCGCUGCCCAGGAAGGGGGAGAGGAAUUCCCUGAGCCCGGAGGAGAUGGAAGCAGAGGGGAGAAAUAGGGAAAAUGCGAGUUUGCAGGAACCAGCCAGACCCAGCUGGGCGGGGAGACCCAGGAGGGCCACUCGCCUCUUGCCCGAGCCAGGAGCCAAAUGCCCGCAGGGAAUGGCCGAGGAGGGCCGGCCCCGCUCCAGCGCGCACCCCUGGCCGCUGGGCGGGCUGGAGGGGCCGGUGUGCAGGGUGAGGAUGGAGCGGGACGGGGUCGCCCCGGGCCACCUGGACGUGGUGGGGGUCCUCACCCACUACGAGAGCGGCUUCAUCAAAGCGCUGCGGCGGCGCCGCGCCUGGGGCGGGAACGUCCUGCGGAGCUUCGGGCUGUGCCCGGCCCCGGAGGCGGUGGCGGCUCCACAUCCCCUGCAGCGCAUCCACGGGCACGUGGUGGAGCCGGGCCCGGAGCGAUUCCUCGUCCUGCACCUGGAGGAAGUGCAGUGGGAAGCGCAGGCGAAGCUGCAGUUCCAGCUGGUUUUCCAGGCGGAGCUGGGCCGGGCGCUGGGGGAGCUGCAGGCGGCCGCGAUGCUCUUUUACCUGGGCCGGCCCGAGGGCUCCGGGCGCCCGCAGGAGCUGCUGGUCACGGGCCCGGGACUGGCGAGGGACCAGAGGCUCUGCCUGUCCAGGGACACCCAGUACCUGGUCCUGGGAGCCGCCGCCGGCUCCGUCACCCGCGGCCCGGAGCAGCUCCGCUUCUCGGCAUCGCUGACGAUCCGCGGCGCCGAGGGAGGUGCCCCCCUGCCCCCCUCGGAGGUGCAGCAGCUCCUGUUCGGCUCUGAUGACAAGUGUUUCACCCGCAUGACCCCGGUGCUGCUGCUGCUGGCCAAGGCACGGCCGGGGGAGGAGGAGGAGGAGGAGGAGGAGGAGGAGGAGGCUUUGGCCCCUUCCUCCUACCUCUCUGCUGACGGGGUGGUGGACACGGCUCCGUACCCACAGCUCAGCCCACCCCAGGCCGGGACCGAGGAGCUGCCAACCCCCACGGCCCCGAGCCAGGCCAACACUUCAUCCCCAGCUCCCGGGAGCAGCAGCCAAUUCCUGGGAAUGCUGACCCGCUUCAUCCGGCAGGUCCUGAGCUCCUCCAGUGAGCUGCCCCCCCAGCCCAGCGCCCACCACUGGCUGGACUUCCAGGCGAUGGAGACCCUCCCUCACCAGCUGCUCAACCUGUCGGGGGAGGCGGCGCUGGAGCGGCUGGUGCAGUCGGAGGAGCCCUCGGUGCUGCUGUUCCCGCAGGACAGCGGGGCCGUGCUGGAGCAGCUCCUGGGGCACUGGCAGCCCGAGGGCACCGUGCUGGAGCUGCUCACGGGCAAACUGCGGGGGGUCAUCCAGGAGCUGGGGGACAUCCCGGCUUUCCAGGCCAACACGGCGCUUUUCCAGCACCUCCUGAGCUUCUGCUACUUCCCGCGGGGCGGGGAGGAGGGCGAGGCCCCGGAGCGGGUGCCGGGCUCCAGGAAGCUGCACACGCUGCUGCUGCUGAAGGCGCUGCAGUCGGUGCGGGCGCGCUGGCAGGAGCGCAGGAAGGUGCAGCGGCAGCACCGCAGCGCUCGGCCCCCGGCCCACUGCCGCCUCCAGGAGCUCACCAUCGACCUGCACGACCGCAAGUUCAUCGUCAUGCCCACCGUGUACGCGGCCAACAACUGCGAGGGGCCCUGCAGGCUGCCCCUGUCCACCCGCGUGCCCAGCUACUACUCGCACACGGUGCUGCUGCUGGGGAUGCAGGAGCGGGGGGCGCCGCUGCAGCGCCCGCCCUGCUGCGUCCCGGUGCGCUACUCCGACCAGCUCAUCAUCAGCCUCUCGCCGGAGGGGCUGGAGGUCCGCAAGUUCCCCAACAUGGUAGCAGAGGAGUGUGGGUGUCGGUGAGGCUCCUCCCGGCCCGCCCCCGCAGCUGGAGCUGGUGCUUCCCGUGGAGACGGGAGCUCCCGUGUGUCCUUUCCCCACGGUUUGGCUCGUUAGUGUCUCUCAGGUUUCUCUGGUGUCUCCUUUGCUCCUCACAGUCGCUUUUCCACCGCUCCCAGCCCCUUUGCUAUCCCCUCCCAGCCCACUCACCAUCUCCUCCCAGCCCCUUCCUGAUCCCCUCCCAGCCCUUUGCCACCCCCCGCAGCUCCUUUGCUCCUCACAGUCCCUCUGCAGCUGGAGCUGCCUGUCCCUGGGGGCUGCUCCCCAGCCUGGUGUGUCCCCACUGCCGAUUUUGGGGAUGCCUGUAGGGCUGAGCUGCUACGGGCUCUGACCCCGUGGGGGGGCUUUGGGCUGUGGGACCGUGAGGAGGGCAAAGCUUGGCAGAUCCAGCCAAGACUGCACUUAUUUAUCGCUGCCUUUCUGCUCCUAUAGUGGCUGGGAAGGGCAGGUGUUGCUUCCUCCAAGCCUUGCAGCAUCCUCUGGCCAUUUCCCAGCCCAUCCUUAGCCCCCCCUGGCCACAGGACUCCACCUGUGCCAGCAGAGCAAGAGGCCAAACCCCCUUGCAGGGACCGUCCCUGUGGGACUGGGGCUGUGGAGACCCACUGACCGUGGCCUGGGGCUCCUGGCCAGGUCACAUUCAUGUCACCUUGCCCUGACCCCGAUCCCAGAGGGAGGGAGUGAUCCUGUUACACCUCCUGGGCUCUCACACCAUUAAUGGGAGCGGGAGCAAAUGGCUGCCAGAGCACCUGCUCUGUGUCCCCGCCGGCAUCAGUGCCCGGAUCAUCUUUCCAGCUGAGCCCAGCCCUCAGACAGGGAGCCAAACCCUUGGGAAGCAGCUCCUGAGCUUGUCCUGGCUGCACCUCCCGGUGCUGGGAGCAGCUCUUGGGCUUUGCAGUGUCCCCAUAGGGCUGAGCUGGCAUCCACUGGCCGUGUCCUGCAGCCCCACAGGGACCCGGGGUACCCCUGAGCCCCUCAGCUCUGGGGGGCACAGAAAAUACACACACACAGCCAGAGACAAGGGCUUUUCUUGCUUUUUUUCCCUUUUCCCCCCCCCCCUUUCUUUUUAAACAUCCAGUUGAACACCUUAUUAAAAAUGAAAAUAGUUUAUUUUAACCUCUAUUGACUCAGCAAAUACCGAAACCUGCCAUGGGUUGGGGCUGUGAACGUCUCCUGCAGUGGCUCCAGUGCUGUGUGAGGUUUGCACUUGUGUUUCCUUCCUGAAAGGUGAAGGCAAAGCCUGAAGGGAUCCCCAGUGAGGGGCUCCAACCUGGUUCUGUUUCCUGCAAGUUCUGUGCCACCCUCAGCGAUGGCACCGAGUGAGGCUGGGGUGGUCUGUCCCCGAUGUCCCUCUGGUUCUGUAACCCAGGAUAUUCUUCUCUCUUGAUUUGCUUUAAAUAAAACCAGUAAUUGAAGAGCUG